GCGGCCAGUGAGAUCUAAGACCUUGCACGACUCAUGCGCAACGUGCAACGAAUGCGCACGCGAAAACGAAAGUGACAGACUGACAGAUGAUCAAAAUCCUAUGACAGGAUCAGUGGUGUGUGAACUUUGGAGCAGUGAUUGGUAGCUGGCUGUGUUAUCCUGAAACUGUUUCUCCUGUGCCUGAACCACCUGGAAAGGUUUUCAAGGACAAGUCAUACACAAAUUUAUGUCACCAAGAUAAUUCAUUGCCGUGACCGCUGGACUGUGACUAUGAAGAGGACCAGGCUGCUGCUGGCGAUCGCAACGCUCCUGUUACAGGAAGCAACAUGCGAGCCUCCGGUGGAUUCAGCGUCGUUACCACUAGAACAUCGAGCGGGGGCCGGCUACGGCCCGCCCCUGGCGCCUCAACACUCAGAUGACCCCUGGCCACUUGCCACUCCCGAUAGCCCCAAAAUCAAACACCUACAAGUGCAAUGUGAAAAAACACACAUGCGAGUCAAUAUCGAAUUCGAUCGCCCGUUCUACGGCAUGAUCUUCUCUAAAGGCUUCUAUAGUGACCCCCACUGUAUGCAUCUCAAGCCAGGAACAGGCCACCUUAGUGCUACAUUCGAAAUUUUCCUUAACAGCUGCGGUAUGUCCAGCUCCGCCAACCACAAUGUUGCUAGUUACGGAAGUCCCACACCUAGUGGUUCUUACGUUGAAAAUACGAUCAUCGUCCAAUACGACCCCUAUGUACAAGAAGUAUGGGAUCAAGCACGAAAACUCAGAUGUACUUGGUACGAUUUCUACGAAAAGGCAGUUACAUUCAGACCCUUCCAAGUCGAUAUGUUGCAUGCGGUUACCGCCAACUUUCUCGGGGACAAUUUGCAAUGCUGGAUGCAAAUUCAGGUCGGCAAGGGGCCAUGGGCUUCAGAAGUGUCCGGUAUUGUUAAAAUAGGACAGACGAUGACGAUGGUGCUUGCUAUAAAGGAUGAUGAAAACAAAUUUGAUAUGCUUGUUCGAAACUGUGUCGCACACGAUGGAAAGCGCGCACCCAUACAGCUAGUUGAUCAAUACGGAUGCGUCGUAAGACCAAAGAUAAUGAGCAAGUUCCAAAAAAUAAAGAACUUUGGACCAUCCGCUUCUGUAGUGUCUUUCGCUUAUUUCCAAGCCUUCAAGUUCCCUGACUCAAUGAAUGUACACUUCCAGUGCGUAAUUCAAGUAUGUAGAUACAAUUGUCCAGAGCCAAAAUGUGGUCUGGGUACAGACUAUGGGGUCCCAUUACUGGGCGGUAAUUCUCUCGGUGCUGCGGAAUAUGGUGUACCAAAUUCACCGCAUGCGGAAUACGGACCUCCACCACCAUCGCCCCAUGCUGAAUAUGGCGUUCCUCCAGCAUUCCCCGACCCACGCCAUCCAGCGGACUCUUCAGGUUCCUUCUCAGAAAAGAGGGAUGACGCCGUCCCACCCCCACAGGCACAAGUAUCAUCAACACCUAAUGCGCCUAGUCCGUCGUCACCUGCCCCGGCCCGCGAAGACGAUGAAGUAAAUCUGCCACCACCGCCUCCACCAGGCCGCCGUGGAGUAUAUAACACUGUAAAGAGGAAAGACGAUGCGCAUGUUAACCUCGCAACUCUGGGAGGUAGACCGCGAUCCGUCGAGGACUUGCCAGAAAGGCUAGUCGGCGUGAGGCGGCGUAGAGAAACAUCAAAGCCGAAUCGCAUCUACAAGCGCGAUGCUCAAGAGAUGACAGAUGUGAACACUAGUCGCACAAUUCAAGUAGUAGCGCCGGGUGACGUAAACUUCGCAUUGAACAACGCGGCGGCGAAUGAAACAGUGGUGAUUCAGUCUCCAGCAACAGACCCGGAGACGAUAUGCAUGUCAGUGCCGUCGUUCGUGGCGGGGCUGGUCAUGUUAUUGUUAGUGCUAGUGGUGGCAUCACUUGUGGCCGCGUUUCUUUUCGUGCGCGUCCGAGCGCUCGAUAGGAAGGGCGCCCAUGGGGCCACCGCCUACUACGAGACGGAUUACGUGAAACACACGAAUUAGGUGAGAGUGCGAGUGUGACGCGAGGACGUUCCCAUAAACUCUUCUCGGAUCCAAAGAGCGUGCGAUCUUCGGCCCCGGCCGGACGGCGCGGCGCUGUCGCGGUCGCGAUCGAAGCCCGGCCGCGUGCGAGUUAUUUAUUUAGUUGUCUAGUGAGCGUGAUGUAUAUGUUCGACUGUUUUGUAAAUUAUUUUAUUUGUGUGGAAAGCACUCCUGUACUGCCUUAUUUAGUCCUUAUGUCUGUUGUAAUUUUGUAAAGAGUCGUAAGUAAGGAUGUAGUGGUAAUGAAAGUUGUAUACCAAUUAAAGUGUCGCGUGUGAAAACUUGA
Plodia interpunctella (Indianmeal moth) is the source of this 2347-nucleotide messenger RNA. RefSeq names its product dusky-like (gene dyl). Lineage: Eukaryota; Metazoa; Arthropoda; Insecta; Lepidoptera; Pyralidae. Bases 271 to 2022 code for a protein of 583 amino acids. The record is from RefSeq and is a predicted model, not a curated record. The transcript has 4 exons.